AUGGCUUGUGCGACGACACGGGUUCCUUCGUCACGCAAUCUCAUUCAAACCUUUCACUCUCCCCCGGAACACUUAGUAAAAUUUUUUGGCAAUCACAGGCUUGCGCAACAAAACACACGACCAUUCGUCGCACAAAGUGUACAGAACGAAGACUUGCGCGACAACACCGGUUCCUUCGUCAUGCAAUCUCAUUCAGACCUUUCACUCCCCCCCCCGGAACACUUAGUCCAUAUUUUUGGCAAUCACAGGCUUGCGCGACAAAACUCACAACUAUUCGUCGCGCAAAGUGGACAUAACAAAGGCUUGCACGACGACAAGCGUUUUUUCGUCGCGCAAUCUCAUUUAGACCUUUCAGUGCCCCCUAACACUUGGUAA
This is a messenger RNA of Prunus armeniaca (apricot), 375 nucleotides long. Lineage: Eukaryota; Viridiplantae; Streptophyta; Magnoliopsida; Rosales; Rosaceae. The record is from the annotation of a GenBank genome assembly.